AACUUCGGCCUCCCGGUGCAGCGCGGGGCUUUGGGCAAAGGCUGGAGGGAAGGGCCUCUGGCUCCCUCUCGCCCUCCCUCCCUCCCCAGCCUCGGGUGAUGCAGGCAGAAGCUCCCGCUGCCCUGUCCAAGGCCGCUGCCGGAGAAGCUGGGCGCCGGUGAGGGCUGGCCUUUUGCCUGGCUUUGUCCGGCUGUCGGGGGGGGGGGACGGACGGGGUCCUGGGGAGGAAGCCACGCUCCCCGGACAGCCGGACCAAAGGACGCAAAGAGCCCCCACCGGCUCCUCCCACAGCGGCCUCGCACAAGGCACCGGGGCUCCGCCUGCAGGCAAGCUGGACCGGGGAGGGGGGAGCCCGAGCGAGCCCUGCGGAGGGAAGGCAGGCAAAGGGCGAGCGAGGGCAGCCGCAGCAUCCUGGAGCCCCUGCAAUUCCCUCCGAUCGGCUCCCCCGCCUCUCCUCUCCCCCCGUUAGCCAGCCUGCCAGCCGGAGGUGAAGCUGAGUGUUUCUCUGUGUUGAGAAAAAGCAACUGGUUGUUCCACCUUGUGAGAGUCCUUUGAAUUCUUCUAAUUCUUCUUUAGAAACAGGAAAGGGAUUCAUUGAUUCACGCCAUGAAUGAUGGACCUCCUGCUUCUGCCUCUGAUGCUGCUUUUGUCCCAUACAGUCUCUGGGAAGCUGAGAAUGAAAUGCCCGCUGAGUUUGGAGCACCAGGAUGGGAAACCAUGGAGCUACUACAGACCAGGAGACCAUCUAAUCAGUAUAGUCACCAGUGGAACGGAAAGAUUGCAUACAAAGUUGCUUUUCAACGUGGCUCCUUCUCUUCAGUUUGUUUUCCAUGAUCCGGAUUUUUAUAGUUUUUCAUACGGCUUACUAUUCAUUUUCAACAUUCAAAUGGUCAACAAGAAUUCCCAUCUCUUGCACAAUCUCACACUUGGCUACAACCUCCAUGACAACUAUUUGAGCACUUUACGCACUUCAGAUGCCUUGCUGGACAUUCUCUCCACUGGAGAAGCCAAUGUCCCCAACUAUGGCUGUGGAAGGAAGGAGAACCUCCUGGCUCUUCUUGAUGGAGCCGAGAGGGAGAUCUCCAUCCAGAUGUCAACAUUAGGAGGCACCUACAAAGUCCCGCAGAUCAAUCUGGAAACUGCUUCAGAAGCUCUGAGUGAUAAAAGUCAAUUCCCUUUUUUCUACCGGAUGAAUCCCAAAGAAGGGAUCCUGUACCCAGUAAUUGUCCAACUGCUCCUCCAUUUCAGAUGGACCCUGAUUGGUCUCUUUGCUUCAGACACAGAGAAGGGAGAGAAUUUCAUGAGGACUUUCCCUCCUAUGCUUGUCAAGAAUGGAAUUUGUGCUGUUAUAUCACAAAGAUUGUCAACAACUGGAUAUACAGCAGCCCUCAGGGAUUCCCUCUCUAAAUGGAGACAAGUCAACGUCUUUGUUCACUUCAUAGAACAUGAUUCCAUUUGGGGAAGAAUUCUUCCUUUACAUUUAGCACUUAUGCAUUUGCCAGGACCCAUUGAAGAAAAAGUCUGGAUCCUCACAAGUUUCGAAGGGUAUGAAAUGAACAAGCGCAGACUUCUCAAAUACAUCCAUAGUAUUUGGAAGUUUGGUUUUCUGACAAAAAAAAGGCCAAGGGAUUCUGCCUUUGACCCCCAUUUCUUUGUGGAAGAAAAGUUUCAAGAUCCUUAUUUUCUCUGUUCUCUUUCAAAGAACGUCUUUUCUGUCAAAGGCCGCAGAAGAUGCACCCAGAAAGCCCCACUGGAGACCCAGGAGAAAGAGAACAGUAGAAAGUUCCCAAAUUACUAUCAAUAUUACAGCCUCAUUCAGACUCUGGCCCAGGCCUUGAAUGCCGCCUAUUCCUCCAGGUGGAGGAGGAGAAGGAAGGAGGGAGAAAAGACUUCGGGGUCUCCAAGGCUGCAGCCGUGGCAGGUAUGGGGGUCCCAAUAUUGAUCCAUUAAUCUUAGAUCCUUUGGAGGAGGAAUCCAGAGGAGAAGGAGGGGAACCAUCUCAACAGAUCUGGCCAAUUCAGCUACUCAGGGAAUAAUGGUUCCAAAAAAUAGAUAGCAUGGCAUUUUAAUAUUUUGCACUGAUCAUUUGAAAAUGCUGUAUUCUUUCUUAAAUAAAUUCCUGUAUGGUUGAAUUUGU
This is a messenger RNA of Pantherophis guttatus, 2137 nucleotides long. NCBI's taxonomy places the organism in Eukaryota, Metazoa, Chordata, Lepidosauria, Squamata, Colubridae. The record is from RefSeq and is a predicted model, not a curated record.